GGUAGUGGGAACGCGCUGACGUUGUUGAAUGUUUAGCUUUGCUCGAGCAACCAUGGCAGCCGUUCGGUGACAGCUCGGCGGCUCCUCUCUGACCGUCACUCUCUAUUGCCGUUAACUGCUAGCCUGAUCCCCCGCUACCCACGGGAGGAUUUCCCCACCUCCCCCGGUUUGUUUGUAAUUCACUUUGGAACUUUGCUACGGCGGUUGUGUUGAGAAUCUCGCUGUCCAGAAAGAAUAAAGCAGUCUCGUGGAAAUUAAAAGGGAAAAGAUGGCAAGUUUCUUGCAAUUUCAAGUCAAGAUUUUCUGGCAAAUAUAAAAUUGGCACCGGAACUGUAGGUUCUGUUACAGAAAACACUACAACAUGACUGAAAUUAACAGUGAGACAGGAUUCUACAGUGUACAAGUUGGUGAUUCUACCUUCACUGUUCUCAAGCGUUAUCAGGCAUUGAAGCCAAUAGGUUCAGGGGCUCAGGGAAUUGUCUGUGCUGCAUAUGAUAGUAUACUUGAUGGAAGUGUUGCUGUUAAGAAACUCAGUCGACCUUUUCAGAACCAAACUCAUGCCAAGAGAGCUUACAGAGAGCUUGUGCUACUUAAGUGUGUUAAUCAUAAAAAUAUUAUUAGUUUGUUAAAUGUAUUUACCCCGCAAAAGUCUUUAGAGGAAUUCCAAGAUGUUUACUUGGUAAUGGAGUUGAUGGAUGCCAACUUGUGCCAGGUUAUCCAUAUGGAGCUAGACCAUGAGAGAAUGUCCUACCUUCUAUACCAGAUGUUAUGUGGUAUUAAGCACCUUCACUCAGCGGGUAUUAUUCACAGAGAUUUGAAGCCCAGCAAUAUAGUAGUAAAGUCAGACUGCACUUUGAAAAUCUUAGAUUUUGGACUGGCAAGAACUGCCUGUACUAAUUUUAUGAUGACUCCAUAUGUAGUGACGAGAUAUUACAGAGCACCUGAAGUUAUUUUAGGAAUGGGAUACAAAGAAAAUGUUGAUAUCUGGUCAGUGGGGUGCAUCAUGGGAGAAAUGCUGAAAGGUUCUGUGCUAUUCCAAGGCACUGAUCAUAUUGAUCAGUGGAAUAAAGUUAUUGAACAACUAGGAACGCCAUCUGCAGAAUUCAUGAAGAAAUUGCAGCCAACUGUACGAAAUUAUGUAGAGAAUCGGCCAAAAUAUCCGGGGCUUGGCUUUGAAACACUGUUUCCAGAUUGGGUGUUUCCAGCAGAUUCAGAACGUGACAAAUUAAAAAUAAGUCAGGCCAGAGAUCUUCUAUCAAAAAUGCUGGUAAUUGAUCCUGACAAGCGAAUUUCUGUAGAUGAUGCCUUACAACAUCCCUAUAUUGCUGUCUGGUAUGAUCCUUCUGAAGUAGAAGCGCCCCCUCCGCAGAUUUAUGAUAAACAGUUGGAGGAGCGAGAACACAGUAUAGAGGAAUGGAAAGAACUGAUCUAUAAAGAAGUUGUGGACUGGGAGGAGAGGAAUAAGAAUGGUGUUAUUAAGGAACAGCCCUUACUUUCAGAUGCAGCAGUGAAUAGCAACAACAGCCCCUCUCAGUCUUCCUCCAUCAAUGACAUUUCAUCCAUGUCAACAGAGCAGACCUUGGCUUCCGAUACUGACAGCAGUCUGGAUGCUUCAGCAGGACCACUUGAUGGUUGCAGGUGAUCAGCCUCCAAACAUGAGCAAUAUCAGAAAGUAGCAACUGCUGCUAUUCUCAACCUGAGUUGCUUUUAAAUUAAGAAAACCAUGUAAAGAAGUUAUAUCUAUUGCAUGUACUGCAAACACAAUGCCUAUGCUUUACUUGGUAAUUUAUGAUUGCCUGGCUUAUGUUAAAAAAUGACAGCCUAGGAAUAUUUGAAAAGGGAAAUUAUAAUGGAAUGUGUGUUUGUGCAAACUGCUCCCAGCUCCAAACGCAGGUGAGCACAACUUGGAAAAAUGAAAACCAUGUGAGAGCAAAAUAUGAAUCUAUACAUAGCAGUUUUCUUGUCAUCGUUUCUCACUUUUUUUUGUUGAAGAUUCCUUAUGUACAUUCCAAAAAUCUGUGAGAGAAACAACUGACAGCACUUUUUAAUUUCAAUACAUAAUUUUUUUGACAUAUCUAUGAGAGGUAAGUUUGCCGCAUUGUGAAUUUCAAAUUGUAUCUGAAAUAGAGAACUUAGUAUUUUGUUAUUAUCAUCUAACUAUUGUUAAGUUUCCAAUUACUUCUAAAAUGACAACGAAUAGUAACAAGCAAGUGUGAUGUUGGUCAGAGAUUGAGAAACUUUAUAAAGAUCUAGUUUAGUAGUAUUUGGAUCUACAAUAUGUUCUUCCUUUUGUAAAUGACUAAUUUUCAGGGUGGUCAGAUCAGGAUUAUCAAUAGAAUGAUCUGUCUUAAAUUUAUCAUUUGUGAUUUUUUUAAGCUGACCAAAAAGCAUAAUUAUGAGGAAAGAGAACAAAGGGAAAAGGAUUUUUGAAAUUUUAAUUUGGAAAUUGUCGAGCAUGCAGCAUGUCAUACUGGAAUCAAUGGUUUGGAACUGUUGUGCUCUAAGGUUUAAAAGUAGACUAUUUAGGGUAGCACUUUGCAAAACUUUGGAUUCAUAAAUAAACCCAUUUUGAUACUAUUUUAUGUGCCUUGUAAAUGUUUAAAUGCUUGCAUAUAAGCUAAUUGUUGCCCCCCCAAAAUUCUGAUGAUUGGGAUAUCUUCACUGUAAAUUGUACCAGAAGAAACCAGCUGCUUAAUCCAAAAUAGUUUUGUUAAAAUCCAUUUUUCACAAUGUCAAGUAGCAAUGGUAGACCAGCAUGCCACGUAGCAGCCUGUUGAAGAGUGAGCUGAACAGCUAUUUAGUGAUGUUUAUGUUUGGCGUAAUGGCAGUUUUAGGCUCAUCAGUUCUUGUUAUAACUUGUCUUUUCCAGUUGCAAAAUACAAUUUAAGUCACUGCCACAUAGUUAUGACCAAAGUCUGGACAACAAGUUUUAAAACCUGUUUUAGAUAAAGUUAGUUGUAAUCGAAGGAAUGCCUAACACUCUUGCUAUGUGCCAUCAAACAUUCAUGGCUCACAAAUUACCAUUUCAAGCUUUUACAUUGGGUGGUGGUGAUGCAGAGAGAGAAUCUGGGGUGCAUUGGAACCUCCUGUCCUAUAAUGCUGUACUUUUGAGUAUCCUGGGAUCAAACUGUUUAGCCUAUUUUGGUCAGGGUUUGUGCCCAUUUGAAGGGGUAGGAAUUUGUAGAUCUUGUAGCAUCAUCAAACCUCUGGGCUGUAUCUCAAACUGCUUUUAAAAGAAAAAGCCAUGCUCCCCUGUCCUUAAUCAAAGUUGACAACACAAUCAAUCGUGCUAUAAUAAAUUGUACUCUACAAACCAGUCUUUGAAUGUGGAAAUCUCUCCUACACCUGAACCCUAGCAUUACUGGAUGGCAGAGGCAUAAUGUUUACCUUGUACUAUUUCCCUAAAAUUAGGGAAAUUGUGAUAUAAUGUCCCUACAGACAUCGGAAAAAAAAGUGUUGUCUGCCAGUAAUGAAUGGGUAUUUGAAUCCACUCCACUAAUGUGUGCAGAAAUACCCAAUUGCUCCAGAAAUUAUUGGAUCUGUGGCAGGCCAAGUUUUCCAUUCCUUAUACAUUUUGCCACACAACCACCCUUGAAUAUCUUCGAUCUUUGUAUUUUAAUAUUAAUUGUUCUGAACUAAAGGCACAGACACCUAAAACCAGUCUUACAUUUCCACAUGCUUUAUUUGACAUCUCUUCCACAGAGAAUCACUGCUUUCUAUCAAACAUGAAAUUCUUAACUAUGAUUAAAGAACAUGUAUAGACUAUUUCUUUAGUUUUCCCACAUUUGAUGUAUUUCUUUAUUCUUUUCCAGAAGUCACAGUAUAGAAUUGAUUAAAUGGAUUUGUGUGUACACUGAAGGAGGAAAUAUGCUUGAGAAAUUGUAAAGCUGUAGAAUCAGAUGAUUGGGGUUUUCAGUUGCAGAGAUGACAUAAGGUACAAGGAUUGUCAUCUUCAGUGAAUUUAGCUAUUUAGGUUUUGUGCAUAAUUCUCAAUUUAUCUGAAUGAAAGGUAGAAAAGUAAAUUCAUGCUCAAUAAAUCUCAAACCAUAUGAGUUUUCAGUGAAGCCUUUUCACAAGUCAAUUUGCAAAUAAAUUUCACAAUAGAAUAGAUUGAAAGUUAUCAGUAUUUAAAACAUUGACUUCACUGCAGAAACAAUAACGUAUAUUGACUGACUGAAAACCAACUAUUCCUGAAAAUAUCAAUAUGUUUCACAUUGUAUCUGCAAACUUAAUUUGUGCGUUAAUUUUGGCAAGAGAAAAUGUUAUAUUAAGCAUUACAACAAAACUUAAUACAGAAAUAAUUGUUUUGUAUAUAGGACAAUUUUGAAUGUUAAGUUACUAUAAUCUGGUUUAUGCCUUUGUCUGCAAAUUUGCUGACACAAAAUUAUGCUUAGUUCUCUUGGAUUUUAGCCAUAAAGGGAAUAAUUUGCCCUCACUUCCUGUGGUAAAUUGCCUCUUUCAUGGAAAUGACAUAAUUGUGCAAUUAUGUGAGAUAUAAUCUUUAAUAAUCUAGAUUUACAAAGAAUACACAUCACUGGAUACUGACCGUUUCACCUAAUCAGUCCAUGGCAUAUUAAUGCUCUACUGUAGCCUAGUUCCAAGUCACGUUGUUUUGAAACAAGAAAAUGAGAAAAGAUAAGGUUGUACUGAAAUAGAAUGUUGUAAACAUUUCUUUGCACAGUGCCUUGUGUUACCAAAUAUUUCAAACGGUUUCAAUUACAUGGAUUAUGUAGACCAACGUAAAUAAUUAUGUAAACCAGUAUUGACUUUGGCCUAUUUUACAGUGAACUGCAUGUUACUAACCGCUCAGCUCAGUUGACUGUAGACAAGAGCUCAGUGGCAAUAAGCAAUCUUUCGGCUGAAAUUUUGUUGGAGUUGUAUUUUCCAAGUAACUUGAUUUUGUAUUUUGCCUCAGCUACCUUACUAAGAAUGUGUAGCAAAUAACCCAAACCCAAGAAUAAAAAGGUGUUGAGAAUAUCUAGAAAAUUCGGCACAAAAUCUGUGGAAAGAAGUGACAAGUUAUCAUUUAAUGUGAAGCAUCAGUAUCAGAUGCUUGUGUUUGACUUGAAGGGUUACGUCUGAUGUGUUAACUUGCCGCUUUGUUUCCAUAACAGUUCAGUGCUUCAUAAUAUUAUCAUGUACUGAAUUUUGUUUUGGAUUUUUGUAACACUGGUCACGACUUCACAGUUGGGAAUAACAGUAGCAUCAAGACCUGACAUUUGUGAAGUUCUGUUCAUUUCAUUUGAGCAAACAUAAUAUUGACUGAAGAGACUACUGAGUACAUACAGCAUUUUCUGUUUGUUUCAAAUUUCAGUUUGUAGUAUAUUCCCCCGAAAAUUUUACAACAGAUUUGUCCUCUUACAACAAAUUGUGGCAUUUGGUAAUCAUUACUGCUCACCUGGAAAGAGUAAGGGGCUUUACAGCCUGGUUUCUACUUUUCAAACAUUCAACUGAUUGGAAUGUUGCAAAGUAGAGUGGCUCAGAGGCAUUGUUGUGAUGCAUUGGAAUAGGUUGUGUCUUUAAGUUCCAUGGCGGUAUUAUUCGUGGUAUAAUCAUUGGCUGUCUAAACCUUACCUGUGAUUGCACAAACUGCACACUAAGGUGGUUUGCACUGAAAUCAUUCAAUCAAAAGAUCCAGCAGUUGUUUGGGAUGGUUAUUUUAAAGGAGUGAUAAAACUAAAUGUAAAGCUUUUAAAUGUUUGUAGUUACUUUAGCUCUGUAUGUAUAUGUUCGGUCUCUGUGAGCAUCAGGGCUCGAUGCUAAGUUAGAGCAGAAUAACAUCUGUGUUGUCACUUUCAAGCCUAGUGCUGCAUAAUGUUUCCAUGUUCCAAGUAGUGUUGUGGAUUCCAUGGCACUGCAAUUCUGCUCCAUGUCACAGUUAUCAAAUGUCAGUAGCACCAAGACCUGAUAUUUGUGAAAUCCCCUUUUCUGUUAAUGUUCUGAAUCAUUUCCAUUGAGUAAACAAUGUUGACUGAAAAGGGCUGCUGUUAAGUACCGGUAUCCUGAAGCUGUUAAUGUUACAAGUGCUUUUAAAGUAGUUACUUGCAACCUAACCAGCUAUGUUUCAUCAUCUGCCCGUUACAUGGUGUUUGUGCAAUAAGAGAUCUUGUAUAUAAAGAUUGUUGCCAAUUGACAUUCAUGCUGGAUUUUUAUUUUGAUCUCAAGUUUGACAUUAGAUGGUGCUUUUUUGUACUGACAACAGUCCUGCUUUUUUUAAACAGAUUUUUAUAGAUUACAUUGUUUUUAAGGGAACUAUUUUGAUCAGCUAACGUCAACUGCUCCAGGAUAUUAGAAUGGUUUAAGAUAAAUCUGAAGGUUUUCAAAAUGCGAUUUUAUCUGAUAAACCUCACUACAGAUGAUACAUGUGUGAAUGCAAAUAAAGCUGUGGUCUUCAAAAA
This is a messenger RNA of Stegostoma tigrinum, 6398 nucleotides long. Its product is annotated as mitogen-activated protein kinase 9. Lineage: Eukaryota; Metazoa; Chordata; Chondrichthyes; Orectolobiformes; Stegostomatidae. Gene Ontology annotation, cellular component: nucleus; cytoplasm. The record is from RefSeq and is a predicted model, not a curated record. Gene Ontology annotation, biological process: protein phosphorylation; JNK cascade. Gene Ontology annotation, molecular function: JUN kinase activity; ATP binding. The transcript has 14 exons. Bases 362 to 1642 code for a protein of 426 amino acids.